Molecule: messenger RNA, 8839 nt
Organism: Sapajus apella (tufted capuchin)
Lineage: Eukaryota; Metazoa; Chordata; Mammalia; Primates; Cebidae
Product: KIAA1549 like
Exons: 22
Coding region: 187-5883 (1898 amino acids)
Source: RefSeq, a predicted model, not a curated record
GCCGCGGCUCCCCGGAGCCCGCCCCGAGCGCGGCAGGACGAGGGAGCCAGUUGCGCCGCUCGGCACCCCCUCCCUCCGGCGCCCGGGCCGUGGCCGGCGAUGCCCGGUGAGGACCGGGGCGCCGAGGGCUGGGCUCCCCGGCGCGGUGCAGAGCGAGGCAGCGGCCUGGAUGUGUGAAGCGUCCCCAUGGCUCCGCAGGAGGCCAAGCCUCAGGGCUCAAGGGAGGCCGGGCCCGCGGCGCGGGGGCGCAGGGGCCGGCUCGUGGCGCUUGGGCUCGGUCGGGCCGGCUGGGGAGCCGCGCGCUGCACUGGCGUGAGGGGCCCCGGGGCCGUCGCGUCCCACGAUGCGCCCCCGCGGCUCCCAACGCUGCUGCUGGGACUCCUGCUGCUGGCAGCCCUCCUGGAACACGGCCAGGCCGACCUGGGAACAGACAAUCUGCAGGUGAAUGUCACCCGGACGCCAGAGUCAUUUCCUCCGGGGAAGUUGUUACCGAUUUCACCAACAUGGCCUUUCACAGAAGUCAGGUCUUCUUCAGCAGCAGGCAGAAUCAAGACUGUGCUGGGACAGUCCUCUGACAACACAAGCUUGUCACAGUCAGCCCGAACCCCUGCGUCCAAGACACACCACACAGCUAGGGCUUACAUGGACUUCUCUUCUUCCCUUUACCAAGGAAGCGGACAUAGCGCCUCCCUUGAGCCUUCCAAGGAUUCUACCGAGUCCCUGGUCCAACCUGGGCCUAGAGGGGGACAAGAAGCAGCUGAUGCGUCAGCAGCUCCAGAGAAUUCCAGAGGGCCCACCCUUUCGGCAGAACACACCUCUUCAUCUUUGGUGCCUUCUCCUCUGCAUGUCACCGCACCGGGUCGAGAGCAAGCUAUCUUCUCUGGGGCGGUUCCCGCAUCACCAUCAACGGGGACAGCCGACUUGCCCUCCAUACGUACUUUCCUCCAGCCCACAGAGAAUCAUGCCUCCCCAUCUCCCGUGCCAGAAAUGUCUGUUCCUCCAGCAGAGGGCAGUGACGGGUCCCUGCCUACUGCAGCUAGAGACUUGCUCCUCUCAAACAGAGUUCCUCAUCUUCUUCCCACAUCUUGGACAUUUCCCCGGUGGAAAAAGGACAGCGUGACAGCCAUUUUAAGGAAAAAUGAAGAGGCAAAUGUGACGAUUCCUCUCCAGGCCUUUCCAAGGAAAGAGGUUUUGAGUCUUCAUACUGUAAAUGGAUUUGUCUCUGAUUUCAGCACCGGUCAUGUCUCAUCUCCCAUCAUUACAGCACCAAGAACAAAUCCCCUUCCUUCAGGAUCACCUCCACCUUCCAUGCUCUCCAUACAAGCCACCCAGACUGUUCCCCCAUCUCUUGGUUUUUCUAACACCAAGCCAGAGACUUAUGGAGCUGCUCUGGCCCAUUCUGGGUUGCCAGCUUCAGCCUCCAGACAGGUGAGAGCAUCGCUCUCAUCCAUGGAUGUCUAUGAUUCCUCAACAACAGGGGACAUGAAAAAGCCAGCAACCACAGAUGUUUUCUGGAGUUCUCUUUCAGCAGACACUGGAUCCCUUUCCACGGAAUCAAUAAUAUCUGGCUUGCAGCAGCAAACAAAUUAUGAUUUAAAUGGACAUACAAUUAGCUCCACAAGUUGGGAAACUCAUUUAGCUCCAACGGCUCCUCCCAGUGGUUUAACUUCAGCUGCCAAUGCCAUAAAAUCUCAGGAUUUCAGAGAUACUGCUGGGCAUUCAGUGACUGGAGAAGGGUUUAGCACUCAGGACCUCAUCCUCGGUACAAGCACUGAGCAGCCUGUGCAGCAGUCAGACGUGACCAUGGUUGGAAGCCAUAGAGACCUGUGGCCCCCAAGCAAUAACAGCCAUUCCAUAGACUUCCAACCAGCUGAAGUUGAGAAUGACUCAUCCACAAGUCAACAUUCUGUGUCUCAUCCACAACUACAGUUGCCCGACCAGCCAACACACCCUCUUUUACUAACCUUGUCAAGACCAACUUCUACAGGUGGCUUGCAGGAAAUGGUUUCGGAUGGAACAGAUACAGGUUCUGAAAUUUCCAGUGACGUCAAUUCAUCACAUGAGAGAAAUACUUCCAGACCGUUCCAGAACAUCUUGAGAUAUAACUCUGCUGCUGAAUCUUCUAUAUCGACCAGUGUCUUUCCCAAGACCUCCUCCAGAGUGCUGCGGGCUUCUCAGCACCCCAAGAAAUGGACAGGUGCAGCCACUAAUGCAGUGGACACAGUGUCAUCAAAGGUAGAGCCAACAGCAGCAGCUGCCGUCACGUUGUUUCUGAGGAAAUCAAGUCCACCUGCACUGUCUGCAGCCCUGGUUGCUAAGGGCACCAGCCCCAGCCCUUUGGCCGUGGCCUCAGGACCAUCUAAGAGCAGUUCAAUGACUACUCUUGCUAAAAAUGUCACAAACAAGGCCACAUCUGGCCCAAAGAGAGUGCCAGGGGCAAUCCAUACAGCCUUCCCGUUCACGCCAACCUACAUGUAUGCAAGAACAGCGCAUACCAUGAGCACACAUACAGCCAUGCAAGGAAACAUGGGCACUGCCUCUGGCCUGUUGUCUACGACAUACCUCCCUAGGAAACCACAAGCCAUGCACACUGGCCUCCCAAACCCCACCAACCCGGAGAUGCCCAGAGCAUCCACGCCACGCCCCCUGACAGUCACGGCUGCGCUAACAUCCAUUACAGCCUCAGUGAAGGCCACCCGGUUGCCACCAUUGCGAGCAGAAAACACAGAUGCUGCCCUUCCCGCCGUGUCAGCUGCGGUGGUCACGACUGGCAAAAUGGCAUCCAACCUGGAGUGUCAGAUGUCCAGUAAGCUCCUGGUGAAGACAGUUCUCUUUCUCACCCAAAGGAGAGUGCAGAUCAGUGAAUCCUUAAAGCUCAAUAUCGCCAAAGGGCUUACCCAGGCUCUGCGGAAAGCGUUCCACCAGAACGAUGUCUCAGCUCACGUGGACAUUCUGGAAUAUUCUCAUAAUGUCACCGUUGGUUAUUAUGCUACCAAAGGGAGGCUGGUGUACUUGCCUGCUGUGGUGAUGGAAAUGUUGGGUGUGUAUGGAGUCAGCAAUGUCACUGCAGACCUGAAGCAACACACUCCAAACUUGCAGUCUGUGGCAGUACUUGCCUCCCCAUGGAAUCCCCAGCCUGCAGGCUACUUCCAGCUGAAAACAGUGCUGCAGUUUGUGAGCCAAGCUGACAACAUCCAGUCCUGCAAGUUUGCUCAGACAAUGGAACAGCGGUUGCAGAAAGCAUUCCAGGACGCCGAGAGGAAAGUCCUGAAUACCAAAAGCAACUUGACGAUUCAGAUUGUGAGCACGUCCAACGCCUCCCAGGCAGUCACCUUGGUGUACGUCGUGGGCAAUCAGAGCACGUUCCUCAAUGGCACCGUCGCCAGCAGCCUCCUCACCCAGCUCUCGGCUGAGCUGGUGGGAUUCUACCUCACUUACCCACCACUAACCAUUGCUGAACCGCUGGAAUAUCCCAACCUGGACAUAUCAGAAACAACCAGAGACUAUUGGGUAAUUACAGUGCUGCAGGGCGUGGACAAUUCGCUGGUGGGACUGCACAACCAGAGCUUCGCCCGGGUCAUGGAGCAGCGCCUGGCCCAGCUCUUCAUGAUGUCCCAGCAGCAAGGCCGGCGGUUUAAACGGGCCACCACCCUGGGAAGCUACACUGUGCAGAUGGUGAAGAUGCAGCGUGUGCCAGGCCCGAAGGACCCGGCGGAGCUGACUUACUACACCCUGUACAAUGGGAAGCCUUUGCUGGGGACCGCAGCUGCCAAGAUCCUGAGCACCAUUGACUCCCAAAGGAUGGCCUUGACCCUGCAUCAUGUUGUCCUUCUGCAAGCUGACCCCGUGGUAAAGAACCCACCCAAUAACCUGUGGAUCAUCGCUGCAGUGCUGGCUCCCAUCGCUGUGGUCACGGUCAUCAUCAUCAUCAUCACUGCCGUGCUCUGCAGGAAGAACAAGAAUGACUUCAAGCCCGACACCAUGAUAAACCUGCCGCAGAGAGCAAAGCCUGUGCAAGGCUUUGAUUAUGCCAAGCAACAUCUGGGACAGCAAGGGGCAGAUGAGGAGGUCAUCCCUGUGACUCAGGAAACAGUGGUCCUCCCACUGCCCAUUAGAGAUGCUCCUCAGGAAAGAGACGUUGCUCAGGACGGAAGCACCAUCAAGACCGCCAAGUCCACUGAAACCAGGAAGAGCAGGUCGCCCAGUGAGAAUGGCUCUGUCAUCAGCAACGAAUCAGGGAAGCCCAGCUCAGGGAGACGCUCACCCCAGAAUGUAAUGGCACAGCAGAAAGUGACAAAGGAGGAGGCAAGGAAGAGAAAUGUGCCAGCGAGUGAUGAAGAGGAGGGAGCGGUUCUAUUUGACAGCUCCAGCAAGGUGGCCGCUGAACCCUUUGACACAUCAUCUGGGUCUGUGCAGCUCAUUGCCAUAAAACCCACAGCCCUCCCUGUGGUGCCCCCGACCUCGGACAGGAGCCAGGAGUCAUCAGCAGUCCUCAAUGGCGAGGUGAACAAAGCCCUGAAGCAGAAGUCAGACAUCGAGCACUAUCGGAACAAGCUACGCCUCAAAGCCAAGAGGAAGGGAUAUUACGACUUCCCCGCAGUGGAGACGAGCAAGGGUCUGACCGAAAGAAAAAAGAUGUAUGAAAAAGCCCCAAAGGAAAUGGAGCAUGUUUUGGAUCCAGAUUCAGAACUCUGCGCUCCAUUCGCCGAGUCGAAAAACAGGCAACAGAUGAAGAACUCUGUCUACCGAAGCCGGCAGUCUCUGAACAGCCCGAGUCCAGGGGAAACCGAGAUGGACCUUCUGGUGACUCGGGAGCGACCCCGGCGUGGAAUCCGCAAUAGCGGAUACGAUACUGAGCCUGAAAUCAUAGAGGAAACCAACAUUGACAGAGUUCAUGAGCCCCGGGGCUAUUCCAGGUCUCGGCAGGUGAAAGGCCACUCGGAGACCUCCACGCUGAGCUCCCAGCCGUCUAUCGACGAGGUCAGGCAGCAGAUGCACAUGCUGCUGGAGGAAGCCUUCAGCCUGGCGUCUGCGGGCCAUGCAGGCCAGAGCAGGCACCAAGAAGCCUAUGGCUCAGCCCAGCACCUGCCUUACUCGGAGGUGGUGACCAGCGCUCCUGGGACCAUGACACGGCCCAGGGCUGGGGUGCAGUGGGUGCCGACCUACCGCCCAGAAAUGUAUCAGUACAGCCUGCCCCGGCCGGCUUACAGGUUUUCCCAGCUUCCUGAGAUGGUCAUGGGCUCACCGCCGCCACCCGUACCUCCUCGGACUGGUCCUGUGGCUGUCGCUUCUCUCAGGCGAUCCACCUCAGACAUCGGCAGCAAGACCAGAAUGUCCGAGUCGGCGGGGCCCGAGCCCACCCAGCUGCACGACAGUGCCUCCUUCACGCAGAUGUCCAGAGGCCCUGUGUCCGUGGCACAGUUGGAUCAGUCGGCUUUAAAUUACUCAGGUAAUACGGUGCCGGCGGUGUUCGCCAUCCCAGCUGCCAACAGACCUGGCUUCACCGGCUACUUCAUUCCGACGCCUCCCUCCUCCUACAGGAGCCAGGCCUGGAUGUCCUAUGCAGGAGAGAAUGAGCUCCCGAGCCAGUGGGCAGAUUCGGUGCCCCUCCCAGGCUACAUUGAGGCCUACCCCCGAUCACGAUACCCGCAGAGCUCGCCCUCCAGGCUUCCUCGCCAGUACAGCCAGCCAGCCAACCUGCACCCCAGCCUGGAGCAGGCCCCCGCGCCCUCCACAGCGGCCUCGCAGCAGAGCCUGGCAGAAAACGACCCCUCGGACGCUCCCCUGACCAACAUCUCCACUGCGGCCCUCGUGAAGGCCAUCCGGGAGGAGGUGGCCAAGCUGGCCAAAAAACAGACAGACAUGUUUGAGUUCCAGGUCUAACACCUUAGCCCCCGCGGGACGCUGGACUUCCGAACUCUGAGGACACAGCCUUUGGGUUUCCCAUGCCUAUGGUUAGGACUUGAGGCAUAGCAAUGGGUGGCUCUUUCUCACCCUCCAUUUCUGAAAAGGUGAACUAUGGGGCUUCUAGGAACAGAAAAAUCUUGAACAACUAGAUUCUUGGCUCGUCCAGCUGACUGUGUGUCAAGAAGUCCCUGCUUGGGGCCUUAUGUUUGAUAUUCUCUCAUGUCAAAUGUUUGAACUGUGGGCGUAUUCUCCAUGGAGACUUAGUCAUGAGAGGCACUAGCUAAUCUACAGAUUCCUAUCCAAUGCCACAUUUUAAUAAAUCACCAGAAGUGGGAGAACAUAGCUCUUAUCUUCGGUGACCUCUGCAUGUUAACUCUGUUUCUGUGUUAAAGGCAAUGCAAAAGUGUGGAUUAAGCACCAGACUGUACUCUCAUUCAGCCAUGACCGUGAGCAUUAAAAUCGUCUCUAGUCUGUAAGGGAGACACUGACUCCAGCCAAGAAACCUGAGCCCUUUUUUUUAGGUUCAUAUUCAAAGUCAAAUGAACUGGAUGAAAGUCAGUACCAAUGGCUGUGCCUAUAAAUAGGCCUGAGUCUAUGUUUCCCUCAUCAGUUAAACAAAGGCCAAGAAAGAGAGAAGAUGAGAGGGAAUGGUGGAUUUGUGUUGACAGAUUUUUUUUUAAAGGUGUUGCCAUUUUGGAAAUAAAAGUCCCCUACAACUGAAACAGAAUCGGUGCUAAGAGCUUUUAGGAUCCUACAAAAGAAAUACAGUUAUUUGUGGAGGGUUUUCUUUGCCCUGCUCUGAAGGUGGGCUGAGAAUGGAGCUUCUCUUUUUCUUGGAAUAAUAGAUACAUCAGCUUUUACAAGAAAAUCUCUGUCUCUUCAACAAUGAUGUCCAGCCUGCGCUGCUGAGUGAUACAAAAGGAAAUAGUAAUUGAUCCCUGUUAGAAACAGGAGUGGUAGAUCCACAGUCUUCCCAGGCCGCAGCCUCUGUUUAUAGAAGCUUCUGAAUGUAGAAAAGCUGUUGAAUUUCAUGUAAAUGUAAAUAACCUUUUAUAGUGUAUGGAGUUAGCCAGUUCCCCCUAGUUAAUGGACAUAGGAAGACAUCUGCUGAAAUGGCAGGGCGGCCCCCUUGUGACCAUGAUGUUGCAAGUCGGCCUCCUUGGCAUGGCGAGUUGGUUUCCAGAGCUCUGGGUAGAGGACAACGCCUCACAGCACUGAGGCACCAGCUGCUGCCUACCCAUUAACGCAAGCAAAACAGCUACUGACUUUGUGUAGCAGGGAGACUGGGGACUGUGCUUCCCUCACCAAGUGUGAGAGCCUGUGCAGUGUUGGGGUCUUACUUGGUAUCUGUUGGAGAGUGAGGUCCUGUCCUGCUUUCACCCAUGACCCAUCUAGCUUCAGCUGUAUCCAUUUUCUUCUGAGCCCAUCUUUCCAUUGUCCUCACGAGUUUCUUUGGUCUUUACUGAAAGAAGAUGGUGGAAAUUUAAAAGUUGAGAGAAGACUAGAAAUGGAACUGAUUAGAAGGGGAGGUUCAAACUGUCAAAGCACAGACUUUUCAAAGAAGUUGUUUUUAUUUUCCAAUGGCAAAUUGCCCUUUCUGGAAUGUUCAGAGAUGAUGUGUCAUGGAACACCCAAACAAGUCUCUUGUUCGGAUGAUAAUAGGUAGUGUCCUUUUAGUAUGCUGGUUGACCUUUCAUAGUGUUAGUUUUUUGUUACUUAAAAAAGAAAUCAGCUAUAAAUAAAAUGUAUUUUUGUAAUUCCCGUGUGUAUAUAUGGUAUAUUUCUAUCAAUGGCCAGUCGUUGUAGUCCAAAACCUAAAUCAGUUUGCAAAACACUGUGGACAGUGCAAGAUUUUAUUGACAGGUUAACACAAUGCCUACGUCUAUCCACAUAGGCAUUCAAUGCACUUGAAUGAACAAAGAGCCAAAGAAACUCAGCCUUUUCAUGCAAAUGGUAUGAGUCUGAUAAAAUCAGCUACAUUGUCCUGCUUUAUCAAUAAUAAUAUUUCAUUAGUGCAAUGAUAUCGACCAGUACUUUGUCUACUUGGUAAAUGCCUGGAAAUACUGUAUGUGAAAAUGACGUUUCAAGACCCUACUGUAAUUGAAAUAUAUGUAAAUUUCAGAAGACAGUGUCUGAACUGUGGAUGUUUCAAUGACUUUUACAGAGACCGAGUCUACAGUUUGCAGAGCUAUGGCUCCAGAGGGCUAAGAGGAUAGAGUUGCAAAUCACUGUGGUCUUUGCAGAGCCCCAGGAAACACUGAGUGAGUCAACUGAGACAACUGAAAAUAUAGCAUGCCAAAUCAGAUACUCUCUUAAACCACACACCAUGGGUUCAAGAAUAGUAUUAAUAGAUGAGAGGAAAAACAAUCAGCCUGUUCUUGUUUUCCCACUCCUGGGGAGACAGAGCCACCCUGGUCAGAUUUUCAGUGGCUGAGAUGUGGUCCCUUCUCUGAAGAAUCUCCUAACCCCAUAGAGGUGACAGAUACCUGGAGAGCUGACUCUAAGAUGGUCAAAAGUGCCUCAUGGAGUUGAAGAUAGGGUUCCCAGAGAGCCCCGAGGAGGCAGCAAUGAGCAAACGCCCUGUUCAUCAGAACCCUCUAGAUAGUCACAGAAGACACAAAGGACCUCGGCUGACCUCAGAGGAGGAAGCAGAAGUACCGAGAAGUGGAGUGACCGGCCCAGUGAUCCAGUCCCAGCCUGCUGGUUCACCAGCCAACUUGCUUUCCAUCUCACCGUGUGGCCUGCAGGCUUGCGGGCAGCACAUGUCUUUAGCUGUGCCCAGAGGUUUAAAGAAAAUGGUAAGGGUCAUAUGAAGAACUCCAUAAUGUUCUUGCCAAGAAAAAAGAUGAUUGAGUAUAUAGGAACUUCAGAUACAGUGUGUAGAGGAUGAUGCAUUUGUGGGAUAAUAAACAGUUUUCAGUGCUGGUUUUGA